GGUUUGAUGUCAAUUUGGCUUCUACCUGUGUUUAUUGUACCAUGUGUGGAACAAACCUAAUAAUUAACAACAAAUACUCAUCCGAUGACAUCGUGCUAACAAACGAACACUGCGUAUUCACAAUACAAAGUGGUGAUUGACGCGUUUAUUUGAACGUUUGCAGGACACGAGAGAACCUCACUCACACAUAAGCAAUGCUUGACGUAUUUAUUUGAUUGUCUCCGUGGCGCUUUACAUACAUAUGUCGUAAUAUCAAAUUAUUCUCUGUGUAUGUUCUUUGAUGGCUGCGCAUGCCUGUGUGAACUCGUCUUGUUGGGGUGUUGUUUCACUCUUGUCGUUUCCGAUCGUAUGUGCUCUGGUUCUAUAUCAUUACCUCCAAAUUAUAUUGUAUUGCCGUUCUCAUGUUAGUGUGAGAGUACACUACAUAUACUCGCUAACAAGAUUUGAUAAGCGAGACGUAAGUGAGCUGUGGCUGAACUUAGUCCUGAGUGUUGCUGAGUGUGAGAGAAAGGGGAAUGUUCACCUAUGAAAUAUGUCAUAUGUCUGUAUGCGAUUUCGACGACGAAAAGGAUGCUCGACUAAACAAAAGGGUAUCGGAGAUUGAUCGUGGAAGAUACAGCCCCGUAGCGAACGUCAUGCAUUAGUCACUUAAGAGUCUUGUACGGAAAAGUUACAUCUUAAAUGACUUUGGGUUCCGUUUGUAUGGAAGUCGUUCAUGACUUUCAUAUAUAUGGUAAUCUCGUCGUUGAUGUCAUCUGCAUGACCAAGUCAUGCCGUGAUCAUUAAUGACAUUCAAGCGACAGUAUCUUCCAAUGUACUUUUUAUAAGUGACGGCUGCAAGACAUUGUCUGUUAUAAGUCUUUGAUAGGAGUACACCUGCAUGACAUUGUCACCGGUGUCAUUGUCAGCUAUAUGUCGUUUAGGAUUCACAGCAAGUGCGACGAUAUCACAAAAUCCUCAUUAGUGACGAUUUCACCGGUGACCAUUUUCGCUACUGGGAGCAUACACUUGGGAAUUCGUUGUCUGCGCCAAGUUCAGUUUUAAAGUACAAAAUACAAGAUCGACGACAGGGAAAAUUGUGGAAACUCGUCAUCAGAAGCGGGACCUGUACCUACACCUACAUUUUCUGAAGAGCAGUGGCGCGUAAUCCUCGAGAUGCAAAAUCGAAAUUUGAUUGAGCUCGCAUAAACUAUGCAGGCAUCGACACGUGCACAGCGACAGAACACUACUGUUAUGUUGCCAAACUUUAACCCUGAUGUCAUGGGUGUCGACGCGUCGCAAUGGUGUAUGACCGCUGAUAUAAUUUUAUCGGAGCAGCCGCUUGAAGGAAGUAGCCUUAUUAUAGCAUUGAGCAAUUGCAUGGAGGGCAGUGCUUCGCAGUGGUUAAUACAGAUUUCCUAUCCUUUGCUUUGUCUAAUGUACUUGCAGAUAUGGCAUAUUUUGACAGUCGCUUGCAACGAAUUAUUUUUACCACGAAUGCGAAAACUAGAAGCAAGCUACAGUUGGAGUUGAAGGCGUUUACAUUCGAUAAGAAACGCAGCACUGGGCUUGCUGAGUAUGCUGGACCUAACAAUAAAAAAGCGAAGAUGGCUGCGUUGGUGUAUCAUUUUUGCAAAAAGCCCGGACAUAAAAUAGCGGACUGCAGAUCCAAGAUGCGACAAGGUGGGGUGAUGAAGCAACAGAGACAAAAGCUGAGUGUGUCCUGUUUGCGGUGUGGCCAGCUUGGACAUUUCGCUAACCAACGGUGACUGCAGCUAAACAUGCAGUUGCGCAACAAAAGAGUGUAAAUAGUGCUUUGCGGCAGAGCCCAAAGGAAGUAUGACGCAACGAGGUGAGGUCUAUCCAAUUUGUUUUGAUUCUGGAGCGGAGUGCUCAUUAAUCAGAGAGAGU
This is a messenger RNA of Rhagoletis pomonella (apple maggot), 1890 nucleotides long. RefSeq names its product transcription factor SOX-6-like. Gene Ontology annotation, biological process: regulation of transcription by RNA polymerase II. The record is from RefSeq and is a predicted model, not a curated record. Gene Ontology annotation, molecular function: RNA polymerase II transcription regulatory region sequence-specific DNA binding; DNA-binding transcription factor activity, RNA polymerase II-specific. NCBI's taxonomy places the organism in Eukaryota, Metazoa, Arthropoda, Insecta, Diptera, Tephritidae. Gene Ontology annotation, cellular component: nucleus.